AUGGCGGUCAACACGAACGAGCAAUUUUUGAUAUCAAUGAAAAUUGAUGGGAAAGAUGUUCAGAUCCUAGGAGACUGCCAUCUUGUAGAAUCACUUAACUCAGACGACCAAAGAAAAAGAGACAUGGCACUACAACUCAUACGAGCAACUUGUAAUAUGGAUGACUGCGUAGAAUCCUCUGAUGCAAAAUCAUGCAGUGCAGUGCCGUGCAGUGCAGAUGUAGAAUCUGAGUCACUGGACCAAAAAAUGUGGAAUAAACAAGACACUAAAACAUUAUUCGAUAUAAGAAGUAGAAUGGAGAAAGACUUUAACAGCAACAAAGUGCACAAGAGUCUUUGGGAAACCAUUGCCAAGGAAUUAUCUGCUGUUGGUGUUACAGCAUCAGCAACACAGUGCAUGAAUAAGUGGAAGGCGCUUAAAAGGGAAUACAAGAAAACGGUGGACAAUAAUGCACAGACAGGAUCAGAGAAAAAAACAUGCCAUUUUUUUUAACAAUUUUCUGAACUCUAUGGAAACAAAAGUGGUACGAGACCAGCAUUUACACUGUCUUCAAGAGUGCGACAAAACAACAAGACAGAAAAUAACAAAGAUAAUGAUGAAGAUGUUGAAGAAGAGGACUCCAGAGAUUCUAAUUCGUCAGAUAGCAGCACUCCACAACCGAAGAAAUCCCUCAAACGUAGGAAUACGAAUCAGUCUGCAUUACUUGCUUUGGAAGAGUACACAAAAAGACAAGAGGAAUACAGGAAAGAAAGAUUAUUUGAAAGAUUUGGAUACAACUUAGUUGAAUUUUAUGAGUUUACCAAGAACAUUGAGGAUUGCUACAAGGACUUGCAUAUGUUUAUUUUUCAAUCACCAAAAGCAACAGAGUGCUUUGAUUCACCUUUUUCAUAUUGUUCAUAUUGCUCUGCUUCGCCUGAAUCUCAGUUCUCUUGUGAAAUGUCUACAAAGUGUUUUACGCCAGACACUUUGCUUAAAGAGACAUGUUUCAAUGUAGAAUCAGACUCUAGCAAUAUACAAAUAGGGAACAAUGUAUUUG
Molecule: messenger RNA, 1036 nt
Organism: Saccostrea cuccullata (small rock oyster)
Lineage: Eukaryota; Metazoa; Mollusca; Bivalvia; Ostreida; Ostreidae
Exons: 5
Coding region: 1-492 (163 amino acids)
Source: RefSeq, a predicted model, not a curated record